GCGACGGCCGCUGCCGCGGCGCGGUCGGUCCCCGCCGGGACAAGAGCUCGAGCCCGAAGCGGGCAGCAGCGGCGCUAUCGUAAAAAGUCGCAAUCAAAGCGAGGAGCCACCGCGCGGAUUAGCAGCCCCGGCUGCGCUCGGCUGCCGGUCCCCUCUCCCGCCGCCCCGGUGCUGCCGACAUUCCCGGGCGCCGGGGCCGCCGCCGGAGCUGCUCUAGGCGCGGCGCUACGGAGAAUCCGCCCUGCGAAGCUUUCGGGCGAAAACGGGCUGGGUUCAACUCCGUCCGAGCACGGGGCACGCGCGUCGGACACCCGAAAGACCGAUGCUCGCACCGAGCGGCCGCCCGGCGCCGCUGGCGGAGGGGCAGAAGCCGAAUUUGCAGCUGCGUUCGUGGCAUACGCUGAUUAUUUCUAAACGUUACGACCGGACGGGUUGAUAACUAUAUUGGAAAUAGCCGGCACGCGUGGGGCUCCCUCCGGCCGGGGCCGGGGCCGGGGCCGGGCGCGUCGCCCCCCUCCUGCAGCCGAGCAUCUGUCGCGGGGGGCCGCCGGCUGCGCCAGGAAUUCGGCCGCCCCCGCGAAGGGCGGCUCUCAGCUGCGCCGCCGCAGCUGUCGCCCGCCGCAGGGCAUUUAAAUUUUAAAGCCCGCUCGCUCCCGCUGCUCCGGGAGGCCUCCGCGGCGGCUCCGCGCUCCGCCGUGCCCGCCGCCCGGGAGCCGCUCGCCGCCCAUGGGGUCGCUCGUGGCCAAGCUGCUCCUGCCCACGCUCAGCAGCCUGGUCUUCCUCCCCGCCGUCAGCGUCGCGGCCAAGCGCCGCUUCCACAUGGAAGCCAUGGUCUACUUCUUCACCACCUUCUUCGUGGCGAUCUACCACGCGUGCGAUGGCCCUGGCUUGUCAGUGCUGUGUUUCAUGCGCUACGACAUCCUGGAGUAUUUCAGCAUCUACGGGACGGCCCUGUCCAUGUGGGUGUCGCUGAUGGCACUGGCAGAGUUUGAUGAGCCGAAGAGAUCCACCUUCAUCAUGUUUGGUGUGCUCACCAUAGCAGUGAGGAUCUACCAUGACCGCCGGGGCUACGGAGUCUACUCAGGACCCAUUGGGACAGCCGUCCUCGUGAUAACCGUGAAAUGGCUCCAAAAGAUGAAAGAGAAGAAAGGUCUAUAUCCAGACAAGAGUGUCUACACACAACAGAUUGGUCCUGGCUUCUGCUUUGGGGCAUUAGCACUGAUGCUGAGGUUCUUUUUCGAGGAGUGGGAUUACACCUACGUGCACAGCUUCUACCACUGUGCCUUGGCCAUGUCCUUCGUCCUGCUGCUGCCCAAGGAGAACAAGAAGGCCGGGAGCGCCGGGAGCCCCGCGCGGCUUGACUGCUCCACGCUCUGCUGCUGCGUCUGAGGUGCCCUGGGCAGCCAGGGGCAUCUACACUCAUCCCAGCCCGCUCUGGGCUUUUUUUUAAAAAAAAAAAAAUGGAAAGACCUCAUCUCUCCACCAUCAGCCCAAGCAGAGGCCACGCUUCGAGUUUGCUGCUUCUCCAAGUAGAAGCAUGUGUUUGUCAUGGAGAAUUCGUGGCUGGAAAAACGAUCCUCUCCCUGGCUCAGAAGCACAUGCAAGAGACCUUCACAUGUCUCCUUGUGCUCUCUGGGCUACACAGCCACUUGGGUGGCCCCUUUUUGCUGGCCCGUAAGGACCUGUGUUGUCCCUUGCGUGCACAUUUGCAAGCUGGAGCACGCAAGGCUGUGUUUGUGAUGCUGAAUUAACAGAACCUGUAUUUUUGUGAGGACAUUUACUAUUUUAUUUAUGUAUGCUCCUGGUGUAAAUAAUACGUAUUAACAAAGA
Rhea pennata is the source of this 1830-nucleotide messenger RNA. RefSeq names its product myomaker, myoblast fusion factor (gene MYMK). NCBI's taxonomy places the organism in Eukaryota, Metazoa, Chordata, Aves, Rheiformes, Rheidae. Bases 727 to 1389 code for a protein of 220 amino acids. The record is from RefSeq and is a predicted model, not a curated record. Gene Ontology annotation, cellular component: membrane. The transcript has 5 exons.